Messenger RNA from Kogia breviceps (pygmy sperm whale), 1928 nucleotides. It is a transcript of the gene SEPTIN7, whose product is annotated as septin 7. Gene Ontology annotation, molecular function: GTP binding; molecular adaptor activity; GTPase activity. NCBI's taxonomy places the organism in Eukaryota, Metazoa, Chordata, Mammalia, Artiodactyla, Physeteridae. Gene Ontology annotation, biological process: cytoskeleton-dependent cytokinesis; intracellular protein localization; cilium assembly. Gene Ontology annotation, cellular component: septin ring; microtubule cytoskeleton; septin complex. The record is from RefSeq and is a predicted model, not a curated record.
UGCUACAUAAUUUAUAGAGAGGCUUUUUUCUGGUCUAAGUUAAAUUUCAGUUAUAGUUGGAUAAAAUAUGAACCAAGGAAGCCUUAAAUUUAAUGCAUAUCCUUAGCUCUGCACGUAGUAGGCUUUCAGAUAUUUGACUUUAAAAUAUUCUGAUCAGUAUCCUAACUAGUAUAUUUAAAAUUAGCCUUUCAAUUUAAUUGGCUUAUUUAUCUUCUCAAUAUUUGUCUUAAAAAUUAGUUUAUAUGAAUUUUUUAAAAGGUAAAAAUAUUAUGGAUGGAAUAUUUAGUUACAUAUGUGAUGCUAGUAAGGAAUGCAGAUUGCUGUUCUUUGUUAAAUCCAAAUGUAUUGAAUUAGUACUUUGAUCCCAUAUGAGUUUUUUUGGAUGAGAAUUUAAAUGUGGCAAAAAUCUUUAAGAAAAAUGUGUACCUCUUAGGAAUAUUUUGCCAUUAUAUUUUAAUGAAUGAAUACAACCUACCCCUAAGUAAAUUAAUCAGUAAGACUCUACUCACUCAGAUGGUCUGAACUAUGGACAGUGUUUCUCACCAAUGGCAACAGAAGAACCUUGAAGGCUAUGUGGGAUUUGCAAAUCUCCCAAAUCAAGUAUACAGAAAAUCAGUGAAGAGAGGGUUUGAAUUCACACUUAUGGUUGUAGGUGAAUCUGGACUGGGAAAGUCAACAUUAAUCAACUCAUUAUUCCUCACAGAUUUGUAUUCUCCAGAGUAUCCAGGUCCUUCCCAUAGAAUAAAAAAGACUGUACAGGUGGAACAAUCCAAAGUUUUAAUCAAAGAAGGUGGUGUUCAGUUGCUGCUCACAAUAGUUGAUACCCCAGGAUUUGGAGAUGCAGUGGAUAAUAGUAAUUGCUGGCAGCCUGUUAUUGACUACAUUGAUAGUAAGUUUGAGGACUACUUAAAUGCAGAAUCUAGAGUGAACAGACGUCAGAUGCCUGAUAACAGAGUGCAGUGUUGUUUAUACUUCAUUGCUCCUUCAGGACAUGGACUUAAACCGUUGGAUAUUGAGUUUAUGAAGCGUUUGCAUGAAAAAGUGAAUAUCAUUCCACUCAUUGCCAAAGCAGACACACUCACACCAGAGGAGUGCCAACAGUUUAAGAAACAGAUAAUGAAAGAAAUCCAAGAACAUAAAAUUAAAAUAUAUGAAUUCCCAGAGACAGAUGAUGAAGAAGAAAAUAAGCUUGUUAAAAAGAUAAAGGACCGUUUACCUCUUGCUGUGGUAGGUAGUAAUACUAUCAUUGAAGUUAAUGGCAAAAGGGUCAGAGGAAGGCAGUAUCCUUGGGGUGUUGCUGAAGUUGAAAAUGGUGAACAUUGUGAUUUUACAAUUCUAAGAAAUAUGUUGAUAAGAACACACAUGCAGGACUUGAAAGAUGUCACUAAUAAUGUACACUAUGAGAACUACCGGAGCAGAAAACUGGCAGCUGUGACUUAUAAUGGAGUUGAUAAUAACAAGAAUAAAGGGCAGCUUACUAAAUAUGACACAGUUGAAGGCAUGAGCCCUCUUGCACAAAUGGAAGAAGAAAGAAGGGAGCAUGUAGCUAAGAUGAAGAAGAUGGAGAUGGAGAUGGAGCAGGUGUUUGAGAUGAAGGUCAAAGAAAAAGUUCAAAAACUGAAGGACUCGGAAGCUGAGCUUCAACGGCGCCAUGAGCAAAUGAAAAAGAAUUUGGAAGCACAGCACAAAGAAUUAGAGGAAAAACGUCGUCAGUUUGAAGAUGAGAAAGCAAAUUGGGAAGCCCAACAACGUAUUUUAGAGCAACAGAAUUCUUCAAGGUAUCUAAUAUUAGAUUCCCAAGAAAUGUGUGUAUUAAUGCUUUAAAGAAUUAUUUUCCUAUUUAUUUUAAAAACAUUAAAAUAACAUUUAAAAAGACAUCAUCCAUUAUCGUAAAUCCCAAGAACAAGUAAUUUUCAUGGAUGAAUCUU